AAAUAAUAAAGGCUGAGUUGGGAAUAUGGCGCCCGCAAGACACUAACCUUGAAAACGCCAAUGUACAGGGUCAGGAAGUGACCUAAAGCCUGACGGUGUGGAGGAAGAAACGGCGCGGACGCCCGCGAAGCGUGGGAGAAGAUUUUCAUACCUGGAACUAUAGAGACUCCAGAGAGAGUCUGAAAUCUUAUUACAUAGACCCCAGAAGAAAUAGAGAUCCACCACCACAUAAAAUCGAGAGUGCAAAAGAAAGCCUUAGAGACUGAAGGAAUAAAACAGAGGGGAAAAAAAAUAAAAUAAAAAUAAAAUAAAAAAUGGCCUACAGAUUGCGAAGUGAGAAAGACACAAAGGACUCAAGAACCACGCAGAAAAGAGCCUCAAUCUCGGAAGAAGUUCAGGUUAAGGACAUGACGGAAAUGAUCCUCAAAGAACUUUACAGAAUGCAAGAGAAGCAAGAUGCGUAUCAAAAACUGGCACAGGAGCAAAUGGCAGAGUUUAAAAAAGAAAUUAAAAAUGAAUUGAAGGGAAUGAAGCAUGAUAUAGGAACUUUAAGUCAAGAGCUAAAAGAAUUAAAAAAUGACAAGGUGGAAUUAAGAAACCUCCACGGGAAACUACAAAGAGAAGUUCAAAUCUUAGAACAGAAAUCCAACAAAUUAGAAGCCAAACAAGAAGUAUUAGAAGCAAAAGAACUUGAAUACCAACUCAGACUUCGUAACGUGUGGGAAGAACCAAGAGAAAACAUAAGGAUGGUGGUGAUAGAAAUUCUAGCAAAUCUACUCCAAAGCUCAAAGGAGGACAUAGAAGGUAGAUUAGAUCGAGUAUAUAGAAUUAAUACUAACUACGCCAAAAGAAACAAAACAGCAAGGGAUGUAAUAGUAAACUUUACGAAGAAAAUUUACAGGGAUGAGAUGCUAAAACUGAAUAGUGAAAACUCCAUCACAUACAAGGAGAAAAAAGUGAUAAUACUGAAAGAAAUCCCAAUGGAUACAAUAAACAAGAGAAGAAAAUAUCUUUUCCUGGCAGAUGAACUGAAGAGACAUAACUUAAGGUUCCGCUGGGAGAAAGAAGGACUAAUGACGACAUAUAGAGGAGAGAAACACUGGAUAACAUCAGAAGGAAAGGCACAAAAUUUCUACAGAAAGAUUAAAAAGGAGAUGGAAGAAGAAGAGGAAUUCGAUAACACGGACAGAACAACGGGAAAAAAACCCAGACAGAAACAACAGGUAUUACCCCAGGGAAGAAAGAAAGCAGACAGAGACCAACAGGCAAGAGAAGAGCACUCAAUAGAGGACAACAAAACAGAAGAGGAAGGCGAGUCGGAAGGAGAGGUGGAAGAGAGUUCGUUAAAUCAUUCAGAGGAAGAAGGGAGGGAUCCCAAGGAUAGAGAAGAAGACCAGACAUGAGUAGAAAACUAAAAAUAUAUAGCAACAAUGUUAACGGAAUAAAUGAACCCCGGAAAAGGAAUAAAAUACUUACUAAAUUUAAAAAAUUGGAAUAUGAUAUAAUCUCGCUACAAGAAGUUCAUAUUAAACAAGGUCAUGCUAAAUUAUUAACACAACCAAAAUUAGGCCAAGAAUUCCACUCGUUAGAUUCUCAAAAAAAAAGAGGAGUAGUAACUUAUAUAAGCCCUAACAUUUCAGCAGAGCUAAGCUUUAAAGAUAAUGAAGGUAGAAUAUUAGGGGUAAUGAUAAAGCUAGAAAACUUAAAAAUUCUGAUUUGCAACAUCUACGCACCAAAUGACUCGAAAUCAAAAUUUGUGAAAAAAACUCAAAGAAUUUUGGAGGGAAAAGGAAUUUGAUGGGAUUAUUCUGAUGGGCGACUUCAAUGGGGUUCUAAAUAAUGAAAUAGAUAAAAACCCAGGCAAAAUCAGAGGGAACAGGAAAAAUAAAGAAACAAUCUCUAGAGAAUUCAAAACAUUAAAAGAGGAAUACAAUUUGAUAGACGUAUGGAGAUCACAACAUGAAAAUGAUAGAGAUUUUACCUUCUUUUCUGCCAGACACAAAAGCUGGUCCCGCAUAGACAUGAUCUGGAUAUCUAGAUCGCUAAGUACUAAAGUCACAAAGUCAAAGAUCCUACCAAUGUUAGAUUCAGAUCAUUGCCCAACUGAGAUAAUAUUAAAUCAAAAAAGAGGUAGAUGGAGAUGGAGGUUAGAUGAAAAUUUACUAAAAAGAGAAGAGGAUAUAGAAAAAAAUAGGAAACUAAUAGAUGAAUUUUUUAUGAUCAAUAAUAGCCAAGAAAUUUCACCCACAAUAGUAUGGGAAGCAAGUAAAGCUACUAUGAGGGGCUAUUUUUUACAACAAAGCAUUCAAAAAAAGAGGAAAAGCUCGGAACAAAUAAAACAGGCAAUUGAAAAAAUAAUAGAAACAGAAAACAAGCUAAAAAAGAAUCCCAAGAAUAAUAAACUUUUGCAGGAAUUGAUAAUGAGACAAAGAAACAGAGAACACUUGGAACUAGAACAGAGGGCGAAACAAUUAAAGUAUAUAAAACAAAACCACUUCGAGAAUGCGAAUAAACCGGGACGCUGGUUAUCAAGGAGGUUAAGGAGAAAAAGAGAAGCAACUUUUAUAAACAGAAUAAAAAUUGGGGAGAAAUAUUUCUAUACGGACAAAGAUAUAUUGGAUCAGUUUCACAAAUUCUAUAGCAAAUUAUAUGAGAGGGACAACAUAGAUGAAGAAAAGAUUACAAGGUACUUAGGAAAAAUGAAAUUAGAAAGACUAACAACAGAGGAAAGAGAACUCCUAAAUAAGGAAAUUUCAAUAAAAGAAAUAGAAGAAGCAAUCAGAAAAAUAGACGGAUCAAAAGCCCCAGGACCGGACGGCCUAACCGCAAUAUAUUAUAAGACUUUUAAAAAAGAAUUAGCCCCACAACUCCAAAAGAUCAUGAAUAUAAUCAGAAACCAAAAGAAAAUGCCAGAUACAUGGAAAGAAGCCACAAUCACGGUAAUACACAAAGAAAAUAAUGAUCCAGAAGAAGUCAAAAAUUAUAGGCCCAUCUCGUUAUUAAAUAUUGAUUAUAAAAUUUUUUCAAAUAUUAUAGCAG
Messenger RNA from Anolis carolinensis (green anole), 3039 nucleotides. RefSeq lists its product as uncharacterized. Bases 315 to 1403 code for a protein of 362 amino acids. The record is from RefSeq and is a predicted model, not a curated record. Lineage: Eukaryota; Metazoa; Chordata; Lepidosauria; Squamata; Anolidae. The transcript is spliced from 2 exons.